Messenger RNA from Linderina pennispora, 2569 nucleotides. Its product is annotated as cytochrome P450. Lineage: Eukaryota; Fungi; Kickxellomycota; Kickxellomycetes; Kickxellales; Kickxellaceae. Gene Ontology annotation, molecular function: monooxygenase activity; FMN binding; iron ion binding. The record is from RefSeq and is a predicted model, not a curated record. The coding region runs from base 48 to 2384 and encodes 778 amino acids. The transcript has a single exon.
UACUGAUUUUUUUCACACAUUAUUGGCAUACCAUUUCAUACUCUACCAUGCUCUCAUCAUGCCCUGUUAGCCAUGAACUCUCACCCUUAUUCGGCGAUAACGAUGCUAGUUCCAAAGUCGAGUGCCACUUUUCCAUCGUCGUCGAGAAAGGGAAACGGCCAGACAAGGACGGGUUUAUCGUCUCAGUCUCUGCGGCUGAUACAGAUUUAGCGAUGCUCCGCGCCAAUAUCGCCCAACGCUCAACCGGAAUUACCAUGCUCCCCGAGGCGGUUGCAUUUGAGGAUGAGGAAGGCAACGAAAUCGUGUCAAUUGACCAGGUUCAACGAGCGAGAGUUGUGUAUCUCACCACACCUAUUGCGGGACUUGAAGCGCCUGUGGUUCGAGGCUAUCCAAUUUUUGGUAUUGCGCCUAUGCUCUUUAGUGAUAUGCGUCAGCAGUCCAUAUCCUACUUUGACAGGUAUGGCGAUACCUUUUCUUACUACCUGCUCGGUGUGAAAGGGUAUUAUACUCGCGAUUUGGCAGUCACCAAUGCGACUAUCAAUGACAGCGAAUAUUUUGAAAAAUCAAUGGGCUAUCCAUGGUCCGAGCUCCACGAGCUGGGUGGAAAUGGGCUGAUUACCUCGUCGUCGGACGACCCGGACUGGAAACUGGCACACCGUCUGCUUGUUCCUGCAUUCUCAGCUAGCGCUAUGAACGUUUACGGUCACAAGAUGGCAGAGAUUUCUGAGCAGGCAUGCGAGUGGCUCGACAGCCAUAUUGGCGAGCCAAUUGAGAUGUUCAACUUUGCCACCAGCGUUACAUUCCAGAUUAUUGCCAGGAUUGGGUUUGGCUUUGACUUCAACCUGCUCGACCCAGCUGGCACUGGUCAGCACCCGUUCACGGAGGGCAUGGACUAUUGCCUGAAACAGAUGCUUGUUCGUUUUAUUCUCACCCCGCUGUGGAAGUAUCUGCCUAUUGCUGCGAACCGCAAAUUUGCUGAGCACAUGCGCAACAUGCGGGCCACGGUACAGCAGGUUAUCGAUGAGCGCCGCACCUCGCCAGAUGCUGCAAGUAUGAAGAAAGAUCUACUUGGGUUUAUGCUUAAUGCUCGUGCACCAAACGAAGACGGUAACCUAGUUGGGCUCAGCGACCGACUUAUCCAGGAGGAGAUUAUCACAUUUGGGAUAGCAGGCACAGAAACCAGCAGUUCGACUAUAUCUUUCGCUUUGCAGCUCCUGGAUAAGCACCGCGAUGUUCAGCAUCGGGCGCUACAGGAGCUCGCUGCCGCUGGGAUCACUGCAGACACGCCGCCGACAAUUCAGCAAACUAACAAGCUGACCUAUCUGACGCAGAUUAUCAACGAGACACUGCGCCUAUUUCCACCAGUGCCAGUGUUGCUCCGCAAAUGCAAAAAAGACUAUAUUUUGCCUGGCGGUAUCAUUAUCCGCAAAGGCGACCAGUUACGCAUUUAUGUGUGGGGUUUGCACAGGGAUCCGAAGGUAUUUCCGGAUCCACUCAAAUUUGACCCAAACCGCUUUUCGCCUGAGAAUAUCAAGAACAUCAAGCCCGGCUCGUGGGUCCCGUUUGUUUCUGGCAGCCGUGCUUGCCUUGGUCGCCAGUUCGCAAUGAUGGAACUGCGGGCUGUGCUAGCUCGCUUGUUGUCGAGAUACGAGUUUCAUGUUGUAGGAAACGACGAACCCCGCUAUCAUCCAGCUAAACUUACCACAAGCCCAAUGAACCUCUUCAUGACUGUCCAGAAGCGCACAAGCCUUCCAGAUGCCAACACUCCAAUAGCAACAGACGCUGGUGGUAACAAUGAUAAUUACACCGUCGAGCAUCCCGCUCUGCACCCACUUACGCACACGGUCUCUGCUGACAAGCUGCCGCGUACGUUCGUUGUGUAUGGAUCAAACAUGGGCACCAGCGAGGACUAUGCGACGCAGAUAACCGGGCAGCUGAGGCGCAUGGGAUUUGCUGACAUUACACUGCUGCCGCUGGAUGACUGGGACUUUGCUUCAAUGCAGUCUGCCGAUGGUAGGCGCUCUCUGGUUGUGGCUAUUACCAGUACGUACAACGGAAUGCCGCCCGACAACGCCAGAAACUUUGCCAAGCUGCUCGACCAGGGGACCCGCACCGAUAUCCUCAAGGACGUCGAUUUUGUACUGUUUGGCUGCGGCAACUCGCUCUGGCACACGUUCCUGAAGUUCCCGCGCCAUCUGUACCAGCGCUUUGUUGAGCUUGGUGCCACGCCGCUGACUGAGUUCACGGCAGGAGAUUCCAACGACGAUCUUGACGAUGAGUUUAUGAAGUGGUCACUCCAGGUCGGAAUGAUUGUAACUGGGCACUACAGCUCCAGUGUCGACGCCUACAUUGACGUCGCCACGAGCAUGUUAUCAGAAAAUUAGUUGAGCCUUUCUUGUCCUUUUUCUUUGUCCCGGCCUCUACACAAUUUGUAAUCAGCCUAUCCUCCCGACUGGCCUCCUUUACAUACCUUGCUCUGACUUUCUAGGGCUUAUUGAAAUACAUACGGCCUGCAACUUACAAUACAUUUUGUUCUUAGGUGCUGCUACCCAUCCUCCUUCAAACACCU